AUGUCGAACUCGUCCGGUGCUAUCCCAAUACUUCCACUAAACAACAUGCAGUUACACAACAACAUUGCUCGCCAAACUCCAACUGCCCCUUAUAAGCCGCAAUUGCAUCCUAACAUAUACGAAAGGAUUUCAACUGCCAAGAAAGCAGCCGGCUUAGAGGAGGAUAAUUUCUAUACUGACGAAGAUGUCGUGAACUACUCUCCUCGUGGCUGGCCCAAGAUUGCGUCGCAGCAGACGUAUUUCGGCAACCAUAACAGCCAUAGGGGCUUCGACCCCCUGACGCACUACCUACUCACGUCUUACGAACUAAAGCUCUCUGUCGUCGAGGACGAACUAGACGAGAUGAACUGCGAGGACGAAAAGGAGGGUGGAAAGCCCCUAUGGUCGCUCCCUUUUGACCGCGAGAAAUUCGUUACCCGUUGCCGUCAAGGGGUCGGACAUCUGCCUCCGCAGUAUUCGGGGUCAAACCUGGGUGAGAUCGAUCGUGCGACGCAGAGAGAGAAUAUGAUUACGAGCGCUAGGAUUUUACUCGGAGAAUACCUACAGCUUCUUCUCCUGCAGCGCGAUAUCAAGAGACUUCCGCGCGUGUCUCGGAGCGCGCACGAGGCGCACUUUGAAAUGACACGGCGCGAUCAGGGACUUAACGACCAGGCGUGCGCGUUUAUGCGCUACGUCGACGACUUCAAACCACUAAAGCAUCUCUGUUGCCUUUUCAGCCGCUCUACUCUUCCUUCCUCCAUCCCUCCUGACGGCCCACACAUGACCUAUAGCUUGCGGCCCUCUCGGUUAUUCCUCAAAGUCCUUCUUGCCAUUGGCAGUCUGUCACUUUCGCUAUUGCCUAUCGCGCUCCUGUUUCUAGAGACGAACUGGUCGCGCGGGGGGUAUUUGACCGUUGUCGCCGUUUCCUCCGUCAUUUUUGCUCUCGUCAUACUAGCCUUUGAACCCCGUACGGUGCCUAUGCUCAUCAGUCUUAAUGCAUACUUCGCCGUGCUCUCCACGUGCCUACCAAACUUACCUAUGUAG
Messenger RNA from Daldinia vernicosa, 1023 nucleotides. RefSeq lists its product as uncharacterized. The record is from RefSeq and is a predicted model, not a curated record. The transcript has 5 exons. The coding region runs from base 1 to 1023 and encodes 340 amino acids. Lineage: Eukaryota; Fungi; Ascomycota; Sordariomycetes; Xylariales; Hypoxylaceae.